Molecule: messenger RNA, 2100 nt
Organism: Perkinsus marinus ATCC 50983
Lineage: Eukaryota; Perkinsozoa; Perkinsida; Perkinsidae
Exons: 17
Coding region: 1-2100 (699 amino acids)
Cellular component (GO): RNA polymerase III complex
Molecular function (GO): single-stranded DNA binding
Source: RefSeq, a predicted model, not a curated record
AUGGUUGGUUCGUCCUCUGCCCCUACGUCUCGGCCACCCCCCUUCAACGCUCCGGCGAUUGAAGCCCCGCAAGCGGCCGUUCACAAGCUCUGUUGCGAUAUAAUCACUGAUCAGUUCGGACCCGCUGUAUCGGCAGUUGCUAGCUGCCUCCUCUCACGAGGACCUAUGAGGUUCCCGGAGUUGAGUAAAUAUGUCAACGAGGAACUGAGUUGGCCAUUGGACUUGCGCACGGAUGCGAAGGUUCCUCAUUCAAUGCAUGAAAUUACAAAUAGAAUGACUUGGUCGUGCAUCCGUGACGCGCUGAUGAUUCUACUGCAGAACAAUAUAGCAGUGUCUCACAUGGUCCGUCAAGUUCAAGUGCCAAGCCAAGAGAAAGCUGGGGCUCCACCGCAGCAUUUGGUCUUAUAUAGUGCAUCGCCCAGUGCCGUCAUAGCUCGUCUACGAUACCCCAGAUACAUGAAUCUCGUCCAACAACAGCUGGGUCGUCGCCGGCCAGUAGCUGUUCAUGUCAUGGCAGAGGUGCUGAGAAGGGGUAGGGUUCCUUGGGAUGAUCUGAUCGAAUUCACAGCAUUGCGAUGGCGAGAGUAUGUUGGGGAGCAUGCCCCGCCGAUGAGAGAAGUAAAAGCGGAUGUGGAGGCAGCUUUGAUAGAGCUCGUCACAAGCAGUGUGUUGUAUAGAGUGGAGCCAUGUGUGAGAGGUGAUCUGCAACAGAAAAUGGCAACCCCGCCGGGUACACCAGAAAGGAGCGACGGAGCGGAGUUUUCGGCAUCGUCCCCGGAAGAGGAAAGUCCGAUGAUACCCGAUAUAGGUGGAGGUGCUGAGGAAGAUAUUACAGCUGCGGAUGACCUUUUAAUGAUGUCACCAGAAUUAGCUCUUCUAGCGGGAGAACAACAACCUGGCGAGGCCGCCGCUACCGCACCAGCGAGGAGUAGGAGGAAGCCUACAGCGGCUAAGGCUAAGGCGGGUACGCGUAAAAGAGGGGCGACCGGCGGUGUUGCUAAAGGCCGAGAGGCUCGACAACAGAGUGGUAGGAGCCGAAGGUUGAUGAAGAAGAUCGAUGCAGUCCAGGUUGAGGGUGGCGGGGUCCUUCGGCCGAACCAAGUAGCUCUUGAUAUGAUGCUGGUUAAACAGCUUGCAGUGGAGUAUGUUGGGAAACGGAUGAAUCCAGCAGCGGGGAGGAUAUUUCAGGUGAUGUUGGAUGAAUCUGUGAAGCCUCCAAUGGGACUGAUGGACAAUAUGAAGUUGAUUGAUUGCACUACGGAUACCUUUCAAGUUGACGAUCUCCUAGAUUGGAUGACUCGUGGGCAUGAGUCGCCUUCCUCAUCCCCUUCAUCGUCUCCUGCUUCUUCCGGCAUUGGCUCAUCGGCCUCGGCCACUAUGAAUCGACAACGUGAUGAGUUAAUCAAGUACCUCAACGUCUUCAGCAAGCAUCAGGAUGCUCUGGUCCUCUGCACUAACGCUGCCGCCGCUGCUGCUGCUACCGCGAGUACUGGUGCGAAGCGGAAGACUUCUAAAAAAGCCGCCGCAACUGCAGCGGCUACUGCGAUGGCAGCUAGUGGGCCGGCUAGCUACCGAGUUGAUUGGAAGAACGUACUGGCGAAGCUUACUGAGGAGUUGACACAUGCGAUACUGACCGAGAAGUACGGUGUAGUGGGAGCUCGGGUUUAUCAGUAUUUACUAACGACGGGUUACAAGUCGGAAACUAUUCGUGUAGCGGAGCGAUGCAUGAUCGAUCGAGAGGAGUGCCAGAUGCUCCUACAUCGACUGCAUUCAGAGCACAUCAUUAAGAUCUCUGAGGUGCCGAAGAGUGUGAUAGCCCCGUCGUUGAAUCAGCAGGCAAGUAUCAUCUCGUUUUGGCUCUAUUACCUGGACCCGCCGACCACGAAAAUGGCGAUGAUGGAAUUGGUCGCUCGAGCGGCGUUGAACAUGAGAGUUCGAUUCCGGCAUGAAGUGGCGAGGGCGACGAUGGAGGAACGGAACGAUAAUGAGGACGUUAACCCCGAGGCUCGCGCUCGCAAUGAGGCUCUUGCCGAGGCAGUUGAUGCCCUUGAUUGUGCUUCUAUUCACGUUGAUACCGGACUACUAUUAUACCAGCAAUAG